UCUAAACAACUACAAAAACAACGUUCUUCUUAAUAUACGCAGACAACUUUCUUCAAACAAUUGCAAUCCAUGAAACCCUCCCUGUCUUUCUUGGCUUCUGUGGCCGCCGUCAUGGCAGCAGUUGGCCCUUGGGACAACCCUCUGCAGAUUCGAGAAUCAAAUGCGAAUCCGGCCCCUGCUCCGCCCUUGGUUGACGGAGUCGACAUUGUCAAGCUUAAAGCCAGAGGCGUCUCCAAAGCCAAGACCUUUUUCAUCGGCUCCGUCGAAGCACCUGACAAAGUCUUCAAGCACGGCUUCCAUACCACUGGGUCUCUCGAGAAGCUGAAUGAAGAAUACGCCAAGCUGGUCGAGGACUUGCCAUCUGGCCUCUUUCUUGAGACAAGCCGUGCUGUCAACCAGGCAUCCCUUGCGCUCUUUGGCUUCGGCGGUCAUCACGCACUGUCCGCCGCGCAACAGGCUGAGAUGCAAAGACUGCAGGAAGAGUCGCUGCGCUCAAAGGGUCGUCCACUCAACGUGGAUGAAGUAGCUGCUGCAGAGCUCCAGAUUGUUGAGGCCGGCACCCCACUCGUUGAAUCGGGCUAUGUGUAUCAAAUUGCGCCGCAGAGGCUCAAGGGAUAUUGGCAGCCGUCUCUGCACAAGGAACCCGAGGGCUGGGCUAAGCUCAAGUUUUGGGUUGCUUCGGGGAUUCCCAAAGAGAACAUAGUUCGAGCUUGGAAGGUCGCCUCCAAUGGUACUGUUGAUGGGUCCGUGUGGGCAAAUAACAAGGCAAUUCACGUCGGCAGCAGCGUGGACACGAGUUUUGUCUGCGCAAGCAAGGACGCAUCGGGUUUCUGUGUUGAUUUGGAUGACCAAGUUGAUGCGGUACUGACUGUGGAAGGAGGCAAUGAGUAUGCGGUUCUGCAGACCAUUUCAUCUGCCAUUGUUGCGGAAACGCUCGGAUUCAAUCAGGCCUUCUACAUCAGUCCCGCGCUGGCAAUGUACCAAAAUGCGUUUGGUGGCCAGAUGUACUCGAACAGACCGCCAGUCACACUUGGCCAGCUGCAGAAGAUUAAGCAGUUCAAGACUAUUGGCAUUAGCGGCCCCAAGGAUAUCAUUAAAGCAUACAAUGGCGGAUUUAUGGACAAAUUUGCGCUACCCAUCUUCAUCCACGACUUAGUUUACGCUCUCCUGGACGAUGAAGCCACAGUUCUCGACAAAGCAGCAGCAGGUACCGCGCUGUUUCCGCUGGUGGGAUGCGUGGUGUCCCACGAGGCAAACAAGGCCAAGUCACAGAUUCAAGCUGUUGGAUUUGUAGCAUGCACUGUUGGAGAUGCUCUCUUGUUGACUCCCGGGUGGCCAGUGGGUGCUGUCAUUCACCUAAGCCGCAACAUCAUCAGCGCUGUGUACUGGUUCACUGAUCCGGCACGUAAGACCAGUACUGUGGAGGUGUACAGCAAGGCGAUGAAGGCGAAUUGGAAAGAUACGAAGGAGAAAGCACUCAAAUACCUCACUGGAGACCUGUUCAAAGAUAGUGUGCGGAUACAGUGGGAAUCAGAAACCACGGUGCUGGCAUAUCGCGCGGCCAUCACCAAGAGUUGGCAGGAUAGUGCUCACAGGAUGGUUGAGAAGCAGUAUCCGAACGAUAACAACACUCUUGCGGAAAUUGACAGGUAUAUUGAAAGCGGGGAGCGCGCGCUGAAUUCUGCAGCGUGCCAGAUCCACGCUCGUCAGUGGACAGUGCUCAAGGCAGCGCUGCUUGACCAAGCUUGGGCGCUAUCACAAAAGCUGGAGCCCGAAUUUCGCAAGGCCUUUAUGGAUAACGUUGGUACAAAUUACUACAAGUCGUUUGGAAUCUUUAACCCUCAAAGAUCAUUGGCCUUUAAAGCAGGACCGAAACUUGCUCGCGCCGUCAAUGAGACUACGACAUUGGAGCCGCUGAGCUACGAGACGCUGGUCAAUGCCGUGGGAAAGGCCCUUGAAGAGUUGAAUAUCUACCAGCCAUGCAGCGAGGAUAAGAUCAAAGCCAACUAUUGCGGUGCUUCGAGCCGAUGCGAAGGCUGCUGUAGCCAGUACGGAUACUGUGGAAGCGGGCAAGAAUUCUGUGGUGUUGGCUGCCAGCCAGAUCACGGCUCCUGCUUCCACACAAACUCGAACAUUACUAGCAAUAGCUUCUGUGGCGAGGCGGGCAAUGGCAAGACGUGCCCUGGCUCCAUCUUUGGCGAGUGUUGCGGGAGAGGGGGCCUUUGCAGCAACGAAUUGUCCGCAUGCGAUACUGGCCAAGGGUGCCAACCGGCCUUUGGGACAUGCUAUGCGCUCUCGGAUCCAAAGCCCCAAGUCUCGACGGCGGGCGGCUGCGGUGAGAUUGUUGGUCCAGAUCGUGGCAGAACAUGCAAGGGAUAUGCCCUAGGAUCCUGCUGUAGCAAGUUUGGUGUAUGCGGCAACGGACCAGCGUACUGUGCUCCCUCGACAUGCCAAAGCCAGUACGGCGAGUGCAAGCCUGAGCUUUCAUGGAACGAGCAAUCCUUGCCCGAGAGUGUUUCUCGAAAUGGCCUGUGCGGUGCUGGAUACGACAACAAGACAUGUACGGACUCGGGCCGAGGCGACUGCUGUAGCUUCCAAGGCAACUGUGGCCAAGACGAAUACUCUUGCGGCCUCGCUUGUCAAUCCCAGCACGGCUCGUGCACAGCAGGCAGGGAGCUGGUUGUUAGUCUGGAUGGACAAUGCGGUGCAGGCCACUCAGACAAGACUUGUGCUUCCUCGGCAGUCGGCAGAUGCUGUUCCAAGGAUGGUAUAUGCGGUGAUACUUGGGAAGCCUGUGGUAAUGGCUGCCAGCACGGAUACGGCGAGUGUUGGCGCAAUGUUCCCGAGCCAAAGCAUGAUCUCUGCGGGCCAGCCAACGGCAACACCACGUGUUUGGGUUCGAGAAUAGGGCAAUGCUGCCACCCAAACGGGAGUUGCGGGCAAGGACCCUCGUAUUGCGACAUAUUUGACAGCUGUGAUGUCAGAUUUGGCCUCUGCAACGACAAGGCCAAAGCCAUCGUGGGACCUACCACCGAGACGACAAGGACAUCUUUGGAUGGAACGUGCGGUGACUUUGGCUUUGAACAGGUCACUUGUCUUGGUUCUGUAUUUGGCAAUUGCUGUGGCCCAGCAGGGACAUGCGGCACUGGCUACAGCUUUUGCGGCUCUACAUGUCAGCCGCGGUUUGGUGUUUGUCGAGAUAUGAAGGCACAGAUUACGAAAGACGAAAAAUGUGGUCCGGAUUAUGGCAAUACUACCUGUGCUGGUGCGGGAUUCGGAGAGUGUUGCGGAAGCAAGGGUAAAUGCGGCACGGGCAGGAGCUGCGAAAAGGAUUGUCUACUUGGGUUUGGCACAUGUCGAGCGCUUCUUCAAGAUACACAAGCCAACAACAUCUCCGUCGACGGUCGCUGCGGAUCAAACGCUCAACAACGAUCCUGUCUUGGUUCUGGCUUCGGAGACUGUUGCAGCCCUCACGGCACUUGUGGUGACGGACCGGGAUAUUGCGGCAGCGGCUGUCAGGACAGGUUUGGUCACUGUAACUCGGAUCCAGAGAAUCAAGGACUCUUUCAAGUGUUUCCGUCUGCCGCAGACAUCUCGCACGACGGCAAAUGCGGUCCGUUAGCUGGUGGUCGCACCUGUCUAGGCUCCGGCUUUGGCGAUUGCUGCUCACUAGAUGGCGAAUGCGGCUCUGAUUACAACGUUUGCAGUCCUCAUGUAGAGUGUGCUGGUUCUGCGGGUUGCAAAGUUGGGCAUGGAGCGUGUCAGCCAGCAUACGGGAAAUGUUGGGCAUCUGCGCAUGGAUCCCAGGUUUCGCCGUUUGGAGAUUGCAACAUUUCCAUAUACAGCGAAUGGGAGCCGCCAACAUUGCAGGGUGCAUCGACUGUAUCUUGUAAUGGAUCGGCUUGGGGACAGUGUUGCAGCAACCAAGGACGCUGUGGCUCAUCCGAGGGGUACUGCGGGCGCGGCAACUGCAACGGCAAGAGUGGUUCUUGCGGCUGUGAUAGCGGCUGCUCUCCUGGUGUCGAGGUGGCCGUGUUUCUUACGCCUACCUCGAGCCCUGGCGAGCUUGGCUUUGGUGCUCCUGGGAUGGAAUACUACCACAGAGCGCGGCCUCUCAUGGUGGAACAGCUAGCAAGCUUGGAUGAUUUGUCCUUGUCCAAGUACGUCAAAGCCACAGGCAUUGAGAAUUUGACCAUUAUGCUCCGCAGCUUUCUCUAUCCGUGUGUAGAUGGUACGUUCCAGAUGGAUAUUGAUUCUGGAGAGAGUCUUGUUGCCGGAUGGCAUGGGAAUGAAGCCUUCUCGGAGUGGCAUGAGAGCAACGUCAACUUGGAGCUGGUCAGCAAGCACCACCAUUCUUGGAGUAUUCGUGCCAGCCCAGAGCAAAUCGUUCCUCUUCGCCUUUUGAUUACCACCAACAACCAUGAUCCAAAGACAGCCAUUAAGAUCACCAGCGAUAAAACGACUUACCACUUGACCACGGGACAAGAGAACAAUCUCUUUAAGAGCACCUGCAAGCCUUUCUUACCUUGGGGAGGAGAAACGUUCAACCCCUCUGACAAAAGCCCUGUCGGUGAGCCGCGCAAAACCAAGUGCCGCGGGGGACUGAAAUACUGUGGCCGACUAUUGCUUCAAGGGCUAGCCAAGGGACAAAAGACACAACUAGGAGACUAUUAUACAGAUAUACUCCAGGCACUGCAGGAUGCUGGGCAGAGAACAACAUACACGGACGUCCUGGAGUCAGUUUUUGAAUGCAAAGACGGGAACAGCGGCGCAAUAAAAUUCUCGCAACAAUGCCAGCAGUGUGUAGGCGGCGGCACGGGCCACGACGACACAUGCAGGCUACCCACGCCGUCGCCAUUGGUGCGCUGUGGCCCUUUCUUUGGCGGGCAGACGUGCUAUCCUGCGUCCGCACUUGCCAAGACAGACAAGGCUCUUGAUUGUUGCAGCAGCGAAGGGUAUUGUGGCUCUGGUCUUCACUGCGCUUCUGGAUGCCAGAAAGAGUUUGGCAGCUGCAAUUCGCCAAUCCUCAUCCAGAACCUGGGCCCAAACCCGCAAUACUGCCUGGUACCCGGCACCUCAUUGUCCUCGGAGCCUCACUUGGAACCUUGCCUGAUGCUGAGAAGAGAGGCCUGGCUUCAAGGAGGCCAGAAUCUUGUGGCAGCUGUAGACGAGACACUGUGCUUGGCCGCAGUCAGCCGAGACGCUUCUGAUUUGGCUAAGAAUCCGCCAGUGCUGCAAAUGGCAGCAUGCAGUGAGGCGAGGACGGAGCAGCAGUGGUUCCACCAGGUUGGCGGUCUGCUUCGUUCCGGCUUGCAACUGAAUAACAAGUACUUUUUCAUUGUGCCCUCUGACGCAGACAAUCGGAAGCCUGUUUUGAGAUUGGAGGAUCACCCGACUGGGGAUGCAUUUAAGUGGAAGUUUGACGAGGUUAAACAAUACAUUGACUAGAGCAGAGCAGGGCAGGGCAGUAUGGAGGUACGGUGUAGUGUGUGAUUCAUGAUGAUACUACAGUAAGAGAACUACGCAAUUCAAGCGAAGUGACGUAUUUGAAGUAGGAAGGCUGGGGGGGAGGCGACCGUACUCACGCGUGAUGUGUGGGUGGCAGGGUUGACAGUAGGCCAGGGCAGUACGUUAUCAGUAGUUUAGUAACUUAGCUAUUAAAUUUAGUCUGUUAGGGCUGCGUGUUUCUGCCAUCUUUAUAUCGGAUUCGAUUGCUAAGAAAGUAUGUUUCCCUUGCUCCAGUGCCGAUUUACUGGCUAUGAAACUUCCUUGCUCAUAAUCUCCAUAAUAUCUUACAACACAGACAGCAAGAGACCCUCAGUCUGCAACUCGCUGAUGCUAGAUAUCCCCAUGGAGAUGCUUAUUUGAUAGCCGGACGCAAGACGGAAGUGGGAGCCCACCUGCAACAAUCACGUCAUCUGUCA
Molecule: messenger RNA, 5924 nt
Organism: [Torrubiella] hemipterigena
Lineage: Eukaryota; Fungi; Ascomycota; Sordariomycetes; Hypocreales; Clavicipitaceae
Source: the annotation of a GenBank genome assembly